AUGACCCCAUUGAUGAUCCCAUUGCUCCUCCUCCUAUCCCCUUCCUCCUCCUCCUCCCCAUCCUCCGAGCUAUUGGUCGUCACCCCGGACGGACCAAUCCUGGGCUCCCUCCUCCCCGCCUCCCCCUCCUCAUUGGCCGCCGCCUUCUUGGGCAUCCCUUACGCUCAACCCCCAUUGGGCCCCCUCCGUUUCCGCCCUCCAAUCCCAGCCCGCCCUUGGACCCACCCAUUGGACGCCUCCUCCCACCCCAACGCUUGCUUCCAAUUGGUCGACACGGCCUUCCCAGGAUUCCAUGGGGCCGAGAUGUGGAACCCCAAUCGGGAUAUGAGCGAGGAUUGCCUUUACCUUAACAUCUGGACCCCAUCCCCCCGCCCGCCCCAGCCAAUCCCGGUCAUGGUUUGGAUCUACGGGGGCGGGUUUUACAGCGGAGCCGCCUCAUUGGACGUCUACGACGGCCGCAUCCUCGCUGUGGACCAAUCGGUGGUCGUCGUAUCCAUGAAUUACCGCGUUGGGGCAUUGGGGUUUUUGGGGUUCCCCGGUUAUGGGGACGCCCCCGGUAAUGUGGGGCUCUUGGACCAACGCUUGGCAUUGACUUGGGUCCAACGGAGCAUCCAUGCUUUUGGGGGGGACCCCAAUAGGGUGACCCUCUUUGGGGAGAGCGCCGGCGCCGCUUCCAUAGGGAUCCAUCUCCUCUCCCCUAUAACCCGGUCCCUUUUCCACCGCGCCGUCCUCCAAAGCGGGUCCCCCAACGCCCCAUGGGUCACCAUAGGCCCCAAUGAGAGCCGUCGGAGGGGGUUGGCUUUAGGGGUGGCUUUGGGGUGCAUUGGGAAUGAGUCGGAAGUAGUGGGGUGCUUAAGGGAGAGGGAACCCCAAGAGUUGGUGCAAUGGGAAGGGUCGGUGAUCCCACAAGGGAGCGUGUUCCGGUUUGCCUUCGUCCCAGUUGUGGAUGGGGAGGUGAUAAGGGAUAGUCCCGAUGCGCUCCUAAAGGAGGAUGCUGGGAGGCAAUGCGACAUCCUAUUGGGCGCCGUUCAGGACGAGGGCACCUACUUCCUGGUCUAUGGGGUCCCCGGUUUCGGGAAGGACAACGAGAGCCUCAUCAGCCGCGAUGAGUUCCUACAAGGGGUGCGGAUGGGGGUCCCCCAAGCCAAUGAGGUGGUGUCCGCAGCAGUGGAGCUCCAGUAUACAGACUGGUUGGACCAGUAUAACCCAGUAAAGAACAGGGAAGCACUGGGAGCUAUUGUCGGGGAUCAUAACGUGGUUUGCCCAUUGAUGGAGUUCGCGUCCCAUUGGGAUGAAGGGGGACGGGGUCGGGUGUACGCGUACCUGUUUGAGCAUCGGGCGUCGAAUUUGGGGUGGCCCCAAUGGAUGGGGGUGCCCCAUGGGUACGAGAUCGAGUUCGUGUUCGGGCAGCCCCUAAGGGCCGGGAUGAACUACACGGAGGAGGAGAAGAGGCUGAGCAGGAGGAUGAUGGGAUACUGGGGGAACUUCGCGCGGACUGGUGACCCCAACAAGGCCAAUGACGACGACGAUGACGACGACGAUGGGGGAGGGGUUCCCAGUUGGCCCCAGUUCACAGCACGGGGGCAGGGCUACGCCCGCCUCAACACCGAGCCCCUGGGGGAGGGGAAGGGGCUGAGGGCCCAGGCCUGCGCCUUCUGGACCCGCUUCCUGCCCAAGCUCAUGCGCGCUACUG
Neopsephotus bourkii (Bourke's parrot) is the source of this 1693-nucleotide messenger RNA. It is a transcript of the gene ACHE, whose product is annotated as acetylcholinesterase (Yt blood group). Gene Ontology annotation, biological process: acetylcholine catabolic process; choline metabolic process. Gene Ontology annotation, cellular component: plasma membrane. The annotation marks the transcript as partial. The transcript is spliced from 3 exons. Gene Ontology annotation, molecular function: acetylcholinesterase activity. The record is from RefSeq and is a predicted model, not a curated record. NCBI's taxonomy places the organism in Eukaryota, Metazoa, Chordata, Aves, Psittaciformes, Psittacidae.